Lemur catta (Ring-tailed lemur) is the source of this 2323-nucleotide messenger RNA. It is a transcript of the gene TMEM229B, whose product is annotated as transmembrane protein 229B. The record is from RefSeq and is a predicted model, not a curated record. The transcript has 3 exons. Bases 286 to 789 code for a protein of 167 amino acids. NCBI's taxonomy places the organism in Eukaryota, Metazoa, Chordata, Mammalia, Primates, Lemuridae.
CCAGCCGCGGAGACGGCGCUCCUGGCGGCACCUGCGCCCGGCAGGCGGCCGGCCCUGCCCUGCCCCUGCCCGCGGCCGGGGCCCCGCACCGGGACACAUGGAAGCUGCCAGCCCACCAGCCAAGGAUCAGCUAAGCCCUGGGGCUGGUGCUUGCCUGCACUGCUGAGAAUGGCACCCAGGCCCAGCCAACAGAGGUGAACCCGGGACACUCCUGGGCAGUGAUCCUGAUGUCUGUUCUGAGCCGCGCACUCAAGGGUGUGAUAACAGCCAGCCCCUGUCUGCACCAUGGCUUCUGCCGAGCCCCUGACAGCGCUGUCCCGCUGGUACCUGUAUGCCAUCCAUGGCUACUUCUGCGAGGUGAUGUUCACGGCAGCCUGGGAGUUUGUGGUGAACUUGAACUGGAAGUUCCCGGGGGUCACAAGCGUGUGGGCCCUCUUCAUCUACGGCACCUCCAUCCUCAUCGUGGAGCGUAUGUACCUGCGCCUGCGGGGCCGCUGCCCACUGCUGCUGCGCUGCCUCAUCUACACGCUCUGGACCUACCUGUGGGAGUUCACCACUGGCUUUAUCCUGCGCCAGUUCAAUGCCUGCCCCUGGGACUACUCCCAGUUUGACUUUGACUUCAUGGGCCUCAUCACCCUGGAGUAUGCCGUGCCCUGGUUCUGCGGGGCCCUCAUCAUGGAGCAGUUCAUCAUCCGCAACACCCUCCGCCUCCGCUUCGACAAGGACGCAGAGCCCGGGGAGCCCAGCGGCCCCCUGGCCCUGGCCAACGGCCAUGUCAAGACUGACUGAGUAGGGAGGCUGGUGGGGGGCCUGGGGGUCUCUCAUGGAACCCAUGGACAAAGAGACCAAGCUGGUGGGGUUGCCCCUCCUGUACAGCACAAGCCUGGCCCUGGCCCUGCCUCAGCCCCGUGGGGCACCCACAGCCCCAUACCCUCAAGGGUGGGCUGGUGUUGGGGGUUGUGGCCAGGUGUUGGGGGGUGGGGUGUCAAGGCAGCAGAAAGACAUUGGGAAGGGUCCACGGAUCUCGGCCUGGCUCAGAGGCUGGUGGCAGGAGGCCUGUGGCUGAUCAAACUACAUGGUUGACUGUGGAAGCAGCAGGCCCUGUCCUGGCUAAGGGAUGUUGAGAAUGGGGCCACAGGUGGGAGGCCAGGCCUGACCUUCCUCCCUCUCACUGGGAUUUAGUUGGGCUUUGGCUGGUUCCAUUAGGCAAUAUUCAGGUGCUUGCUUGCAACCAAUACCUCCCCGGGGCCUGCUGAGCUGCAGCCUGAGCGAGACUGGGCAGCAGGGCGGCUGCUUGGCAGCAGGGCUGGUCUGCAAGGGCUGGGAGACUGUCCCGUGGCUCCUCCCCACGCUGCUCCCUUGGCCUUCUGGGGGCCCCCGUGGUGCUGGAUUCCCACCAACCUGGGGCUUUGGGAGGUUUCAAUCCCCCGUGUGUUCGGUGGCGUUUCCCCUUUUCUCUUGUUUUCAAGGCCUUUACCACUAGCGGCCCUUUGUCCAUGGUGGCCACCACCCCCACCCCAUCCCUGAGUCCCUGGCUGACACACUGCAGCUGCCAGGCAGGCCCCACUGUCAUGCAGCCUUUCCUCCACUGCUCCUGCUGGCCUGAGGCCGGGGGAGUUCCUGCAGUAUGCCUCCCCACCUCCUCCGGUCUGCUGGGCUGCAGUAGCGCCCCCUCCCCACAGUGGCCCUGCUGAAAACGAAUGACCCCCUCCGAUCAAGCUGAGAGGGUCCCUGUGGAUCCACAGUGGGGGCCUAGAGGCAAGUCAGCUAAGUGGAGAAGGGCAGAAUUCUAGGUCACCUAUGCCCUGACUGGUUUAUUUUCAAGCCGAUUGAGCAGUCUAGUUUCUAGGGGAUGGAGGAGCCGGCAUAUGGUGUUGAGAUCCAUGAAGAGCGAGUAAGGAAGAGAGAGGACCCUGCAGCCUUGGAAGGCUCUUGGAGCAUCCUUUGUGGGAAGGGGUCAGUUCUGGUUCUGCCGCAGCCCCAGCCCUGUAGCAGAACCUUCUCAGGGCUGCCGUCUCCCCAACUCCUCCCAGCGAGGCUGGCCCCUUUGAGCUUGCUCCGUAAGCAGUAUCAACCCUGCCACACUCAUGGGCUUUGUCAUCUUGGUUGCCCUUCUUGCCCCCAUGACAGGUCCAUUGCUGGCAGUGGACAGGUGAAUCCUCACUCUAGCCCACUUCUAGCUCUGCCCCCAACUCUCUGAGGGGAGGCGUCCAUCACAAAGUGGCCCAUCCCAUGGUACAUGGUCUCUUCUUGACCGCACUAGGAUUCUUAGAUAGAAAUUAGCUUUUCCCUUUUUAUAGGUCAUUAAAAAGUGACAAUACCA